Molecule: messenger RNA, 264 nt
Organism: Miscanthus lutarioriparius
Lineage: Eukaryota; Viridiplantae; Streptophyta; Magnoliopsida; Poales; Poaceae
Source: the annotation of a GenBank genome assembly
AUGGCCGCGACGCUGCUUGGUGAGCUGACCAAGGUGGUGGCGGACUACGUCUACGACCGGUGGAUCCGGCUCAACGUCAUCCACGACGUCGUGGCCGCGAACAUCACCAUGUUCAUCGACGGCAAGAGGAGGCUGGCUGCCCCCGACCAAGGCAGGAAGGAGCACUACUUCAAGUUUGGCGUGUACAAGCAGCACGACCCGUCGCACCGCAUGGAGUCGCACUGGAGGAACGUCGCCAUCUACACCAAACCAUGUACACAUUAG